Chrysochloris asiatica (Cape golden mole) is the source of this 837-nucleotide messenger RNA. RefSeq names its product insulin induced gene 1 (gene INSIG1). The coding region runs from base 1 to 837 and encodes 278 amino acids. Gene Ontology annotation, cellular component: SREBP-SCAP-Insig complex; endoplasmic reticulum. The transcript has 5 exons. Gene Ontology annotation, biological process: SREBP signaling pathway; SREBP-SCAP complex retention in endoplasmic reticulum; cholesterol biosynthetic process. NCBI's taxonomy places the organism in Eukaryota, Metazoa, Chordata, Mammalia, Afrosoricida, Chrysochloridae. The record is from RefSeq and is a predicted model, not a curated record.
AUGCCCAGAUUAGACGACCACUUGUGGAGUUGUUCCUGCCCUGCCAGCAAGAGGUACAAAAAACACUCAAGAGCCAGCGCUGGAGGGCUGGCAGCAAAAGCAGAGGAGAUGAUGAGUUUGUCUGCUUCCAGUCCCUCUGUGCUGGCGGACCCCAGUGUCCGGAACAGCCCUGGACACAGGCCUCCGAACUCCGGUGUGAGUGGUCACAGCUGCAGCACGGGCAGCAGCCACACUAACAGUUGGCAUCAUCACUUGGUGCAGAGGAGCCUUGUGCUGUUUUCAGUUGGAGUUGUCCUGGCUCUGGUGCUCAACCUACUACAGAUACAGAGGAAUGUCACUCUUUUCCCUGAAGAAGUAAUUGCCACAAUCUUUUCUUCUGCCUGGUGGGUUCCUCCCUGUUGUGGGACAGCAGCUGCUGUUGUAGGCUUACUCUACCCCUGCAUCGACAGUCACCUUGGAGAACCCCACAAGUUUAAGAGAGAGUGGGCCAGUGUAAUGCGCUGUAUCGCAGUUUUCGUUGGCAUCAACCACGCAAGUGCUAAAUUGGAUUUUGCCAAUAAUGUUCAGCUGUCUUUGACUUUAGCAGCCCUCUCUUUGGGCCUGUGGUGGACAUUUGAUCGUUCAAGAAGUGGUCUUGGGCUUGGAAUUACCAUAGCAUUUCUAGCCACUCUGAUCACUCAGUUUCUUGUAUAUAAUGGCGUUUAUCAGUAUACAUCCCCAGAUUUCCUGUAUAUUCGUUCUUGGCUGCCAUGCAUAUUUUUCUCAGGAGGUGUAACAGUAGGAAAUAUAGGACGACAGCUGGCUAUGGGUGUUCCUGAAAAGCCACAUAGUGAUUGA